AUGGUGUCUGAGAAGGUUCUCUUAGAUGGUCGUCCGAAGGGAGUGAGAGAGAACGUCAAACAAGUCAUCAUUAUCUAUGCUAGCGUUUAUAAAGAGGGCCAUUAUGAGGAUGCCAGGCAGCUGGCAGACCAGAUUAAGAUCAGUGGAACAGACAUCAUAGUUGUGGCAUUCGAUCAGUAUGGGCAACCUAAUGCUUUGGCAGAAAUUAAAAAGAUUGCUUCUCCAGGAUUUUUCUUCACAAAUGUACAACCUAAUCUAGCAGCUGAGAUUCAACACUCGCUCUGUACGGUAAACUGCUUCUGUAAAAAACAAUGGCUGCAGUACACCCUUGAAAAGGAAAAGUAUGGUACUUGCCUAAGGAUGGGUGGAAUUGACGCUAAUUGGAAUGCAGCAAAACGAGCAUGCAUCAACAUGGGCCGUGGAGUUGGUCACCUCGCUUCUGUACUCGACGAACCUAAACAUCAUUUCAUCUCAUAUAUGUUCAAGGAAGACUACAGGAUGGAACCUCCAUACAUGUAUCACAUCGGUCUCUCAUAUGAUACAGAGAAGAAGGGCUACUUCUGGGAACAGCCUAUGGGAUCAAAACCAGAGAAAAUUCCAGUAAAUAAUACUGCCAUAACUAAAUUGAAUUGUUGCAGCAAAAAUUGA
Molecule: messenger RNA, 648 nt
Organism: Strongylus vulgaris
Lineage: Eukaryota; Metazoa; Nematoda; Chromadorea; Rhabditida; Strongylidae
Source: the annotation of a GenBank genome assembly